AUGCCAUCAGAGAGGGACAGUCCGGCACUGCCCUCGACGGAAAUAUCGGCGGCCGUGUCUUCGCCUCCUCUGACCUUGCCUCCAGCUGGUCAGGAUGGGCGAGACGCACAGCGAGCCGUCGCCGGCGAGACUGACCCAGACACUACGGCAGGUGUCGUACCCAUACCCAUACCUUCGUCAGAACCAAGACCAAACAAGCAGACCGUCUCUCAACGUCACCCCUCCAACACCUUCUACCGCUCAUGCGAGAUAUCCUUCAUGGAACCGGUUGGAUCCAUGUCGAUCAGCCCUGCCAAUCGCGAUGUAGUGCUCGCGGCUCGUCAGGGACUCUUCAUCAUCGAUCUCGAGGACCCCUACGCUCCGCCGCGCUUCUUGGCGCACAUGACCACAUGGGACGCUGUCGACAUUCAAUGGUCGCCUCAUCCCGCAAGAAGCAACUGGGUCGCCAGCACCUCCAAUCAAAAGCUGCUCAUCUGGAAUCUCGACAGACCCGGGGAUCCGCGUGCAGCUGCACCGUCGACAAGAAUGCUGCAUCGCGGCUCGAUCCACAGCAGCAUCAGUCCCGUCAUACCCAGCAACGCACACUUCUCAAACCAACGCAGCAGCACCUAUCAAAGCGUAUACAACAGUCACAGUCUGCAUUCGGGCGUCACUGGAGGCACGCGCAGUGGCUUUGGCGCUCUUUCGGCUGGCUCACCGUAUGCCGAGACGCACGCAUCCGCCGCUUCCCGACUGCAACUAUCUGCUCCGAGAUCCUCGGCCAUCGAGCACGUUCUUCACGCGCACUCAAGAGCCAUCACGGACAUCAAUUGGUCGCCAUUCCAUCCUGAACUUGUCGCCUCCAGCUCGAUCGACACUUGGACUUGGGUGUGGGAUCUGCGCAUGAGUGGCGGCUCUGACGGAUCCGGAAGCGGUAGACAGAAGCCAGCUCAGGGCUACUCGGCCUGGAACGCCGCGGUGACCCAAGUCAAGUUCAAUCGCGCGAGCGAGCAUCGUCUUGCUUCCACGUGUGACAACAAGGUGCUCAUAUGGGACGAUCGCAAAGGAUCCUUGCCUCUUGCGACCAUCGAGGCGCACGAGAAUAAGAUCUAUGGCAUCGAUUGGAGUCGAGACACCAGCCUCGGCUUGGACAGACUCAUCACCUGCUCCCUCGAUCGCACCGUCAAAUUCUGGAAUCUGGCGUCCGAUACUUCGCAGGCUGCCAUCGGCGCAAGAGAGCUCGUCACCGAGGCAGAGUCGGUCAUCGAGACGCGGACGCCAAUCUGGCGUGCACGUCACCUUCCCUUCGGCAAUGGCUGCAUGACGUUGCCGCAGCGCGGUGACACCACACUCAGCAUGUGGGCCAAGGACCAGCCCGAAGAGCCAAAGGCUACUUUUGCCGGUCAUACUGAUAUUGUCAAGGAGUACCUCUUCCGAACUAAGGGUGGCCAAGAUCGAGGCAGCGACGACCGCCAGUUCCAGCUCAUCACCUGGUCCAAGGAUCAGACACUGCGACUCUGGCCCGUCAGCGAUGAGCAGACGCGCAAAGUGGGUCACAACCCAGGCGCACCCAUCCGCGUCUUGCUCACUCGAGCCAACGCGCCAGACAUCUCGUAUCGUGAUCCUCCUCUCGUCCUCGCCCCGGCUGGUGAGGACGCUGCUCAGCUGGCAAGUCAGGCGUCUGGCAGCAACAUCACCACUUCAUCCAUUUUCCCACCGGAGCAUGCUACACGCUCGCUGCUCAGUGGAAAAGGUAGUGGCAGCAAGAUCCCUACCACCUCGCCCUACAGCUCUUCGGUAUCGGGCUUCCAGAGUGUGCUGCGUGACGGUAGGGCGAGCCCGCUGGCACCAUUCGGUGCUAGCUCCGGUGGUCGACAGAGGGGUCUCAACCACAGUUCCAGCCAUGGCGAUCUCGGUGCAGACCUCAACCAGCUGUCCCGCAGCCCAAUACUUGCACGAUCGUGGGGACGUGUCGAGGGACAGCGAGCAUCUGAGAAGGGUUCCGACCGCGUCCACACCACUCAGCUGGCGCGCUCGUUGCCAAAGCAAGCGGGCGAGAGCAACAUGAGUCGUUUUGGAAGCUCGCUUCACAGUGGAACACACGUAGGGGGCAGCGCAUCCCAACACAGCGGCGGCCAUUCGUCAUUCAAGCUACCUGCCAACCUUCGCAACAAGUCAAUCGGAGGAUCUGGUGCGACCGCCAAGCAAAGGUCUUUGACGCAGAAUAGAUCGUCCGCGCGUCCGCUGCCGAUACAGGAAGAGCGCAGUGGUGCCCGUGAGCAUUCGAGGAAGCAUUCCGAGCGCAAGGACAAGGACAAGGCCGCCAGGAGAGAGGAACGCCGUAAGCAAUCCAAGAGGUCCGACCCCCGAGACGGCAAGAGGGGCGUGGGCGCAGCUAUGCGGUUGGACAGGGGUCGUGCAGCCGCUGCUGCGGUAGACCCGAUCGAAUGGAUUGCCAACGUGCGUCUGGAGAAGGAAGCCGACCACGACAGAAAUCUUUCAGAGGAUCAAACGGGUGGAGAGACUAGCCAGACGCGCGACUCGGAUGGCAUCGGACCGCCUCGCCUGGCUGCCAACAGAGGUAAGCGCGGGGGCGUCGCCUUCGGUCGAGGCGGGCUCACCACGGAAGACGACACCGACGUCGACACAGGCUACACGGCGCAGGGGCUAGGAGAAGAGAUCAUCAGCAUCAAUCGCAAACUGCCGCGCAUCGUGUUCGAAAAGGUGGAGCUUACGCGUCGCAUGUGCGUGCUGACAAUGUACGGUCCAUGGGCCGACCACGAACCGGCGUUCUUGCGCAUCAAAAUCAAGUUCCCGUCGAGCUAUCCACGACGACCGCCACACUUCGACUUGGAGAGGGGCGCCAACAUCAGUCUCAAGACGCGUGCGUACCUGCUGCGCGGAUUGUCGCGUCUCUCGACCAAAGCGGCGAAAGCGGGGCGGCCGUGCAUCGAGGUAUGCGCACGUUUUCUGAUCGGGGAGCCGAUCAAGUCGCUGGACGACGGUGAGCCACACGGAGACGAUGAUGACGACGAGGUCGAGCUCACCACGAGCAGAGGCGGCGGAUCGAUAGCGACGGACUCUGAUUCGGAUCCCGAGCCGCUGGCGUUCCGACCUGCACGAUCGAUGUCGAUCAAGGCAGAACAGAUACUGCCCGGACUCAAGAUACCUCCCAGGAGGAUGGGAGCUUCUUUCGGACCGAACAAUGAGCUCGUUGUGUUUGGCGGGUCUCUCAAUCUGUAUGCCCAAUCGCGCGUCUCGUCUCGCCAAGCGUCGCGUCAGGCAUCGCGCCAAAUGUCGCGGCAGGCCUCACGAUCGACGUCGCAGGCACCACAGGCUGGAGGAACAGCAGGGCGGAGCAAGUCUGUCUCUGCGCUCGCGCGAACGCGGUCAAAGUCGCGCUUAAGAGCCAGCAAGGAGGAAGCAGAGAGCGAGAGUGGCGGCGAGCAGAGUCCUGGACGACGCGGCAAAGACAAGGAGGAAGACGAUGGGGAAGGGUCACGCUUCUUGCGUUCGUACACAGCGCUGUCAAAUGCCAUGUCGUCGCUGGCACGCUAUUCGAGGAUGACGAGCGAAGGCGCGGGCACGGGAUACUCGGUGCGCGACUCUGAUGUUGUGCAGCUGAUGAGUUCCGACUUUUUCGCGCGUCGACUGCUUCAGAAGAAGGAUUUCUUCGAGGUCUUUGGCAACGCCGUUGCGGACAGCGCGGGCGCGAAAGGCGGGAUAGACACUCCUGUCGGCAACAAGGAUGUGCUCGUGGCUAGGCAGAGAGCGGCGUCAUCGCGAUUCUACAGCGGAAGUGGGGCUUCGACUCCAGGAGCGAGGCGAGGCCCGGUUGAUGACAAGACGGGCCACGUUUCGGCUGAUGAACACGCGGAGACAAAGGAAGGCGGUAGCGGAGCCAACUUUGCGCAUCAUGCAGAUCUGCUCGGAUCUUUGCCAGCACCUGCUGCAUUCUUGGCGAUUGACAGGCUAAAGGAGUCGCAAAGGAAGAGACAGAUCGGACUCGUGACGAUCUAUCAGCUUGUCGAGAUCGUCGCUGACGCAGCAGAGGACGCAUCCUUGCUUCAGCAAGAGGAGCAGCAGCAGCAGCAGCAGCAGCAGCAAGGGUAA
Pseudozyma hubeiensis SY62 is the source of this 4092-nucleotide messenger RNA. RefSeq lists its product as hypothetical. The transcript has a single exon. NCBI's taxonomy places the organism in Eukaryota, Fungi, Basidiomycota, Ustilaginomycetes, Ustilaginales, Ustilaginaceae. The record is from RefSeq and is a predicted model, not a curated record. The coding region runs from base 1 to 4092 and encodes 1363 amino acids. Gene Ontology annotation, molecular function: protein binding.